This is a messenger RNA of Grus americana (Whooping crane), 2933 nucleotides long. RefSeq names its product UBX domain protein 10 (gene UBXN10). Gene Ontology annotation, molecular function: protein binding. The transcript has 3 exons. The coding region runs from base 594 to 1475 and encodes 293 amino acids. NCBI's taxonomy places the organism in Eukaryota, Metazoa, Chordata, Aves, Gruiformes, Gruidae. The record is from RefSeq and is a predicted model, not a curated record.
GAAAUAACUGACUCUGAGACAGCUUCAGGGUAGAGUGUGUCUGAGAAAAACCUCUGGUUUUGGUAGGUGCUGAGGAGCAGCGUGAUCCCCAGAGCAAGGAUCAGAAAUUGUGUAGCAGAACUCUGCAGGAAGAAAAUGAAACUGGUUCAAGAAUCUUUGGAAAUGGGAGCUUGCAGCAGAAUGAAAUAGAAAACAACAAAGGGCAGGCUAGAUCCAAUGAAGAGAAUCGAGCUAGCAGAAACACAAAGGCAUCUAAAAAACAAAAGAAGGAACAGCAGCGGCUAGAGAAGAAGAAGCGGCAGGAAGACAGACACUGACAAAAGGUCUUGGCCAACAAGAGUAACUGUGCAGAUAACAGCAGGAGAGAAACAGACUCAAACAACCACAUCACCUUGGUGAAGGCCAUGGCAGCUCUAAACAUAUGACUGAACGUGUUCUCAGUGCUCUGGUGAGAAAAGCAAAUAAAACUGAUGAAGACAAAACUCCCGUAAAGUAAAUUUCCAAGUACCAAGUGUUAUCUUAAAAUCCGUUUCUGCGGAGACCUCUAAGCACCCGUGAACUUCCUGUUUCUUCGGUUGGUGCCUUGAGAAGCAAUGGCCACAGCGGCUCUUCUGAACUUAGCACCAUCUCACCUCGGCUUCCCUUCAAGCACAGCAGCCGCUUUCUUGUGGACAAACGCCCCUGACAUGCACGUCACCAGGCCAAAAUCUGCCAAGGGACGCACGAGGUCGAGCUUCAGUUACUCUCAGAGCAUGGAAGCCUGUUCUUGCCGAGUGCCACCUUCCCCGCCGCUGGCAGCUCCCCACCAAUUAGCGAACAGCCGGAGAGCAUCGUCCAUAAAACCGGCAUUCCCAUCUGGCCAGGUGUCUCCUGAGGAAAUCCCAGAGCUCCUGCAGCAAGUGCCUUUGAGGACCUCCUCUUCCCUGAACAAGUACAGGGUGCUCCCCUCCAUCGGCUGGAAAGGCGUAGGGAGCGGCGCUGUGGAAGCUGUAGCUGAACAGACCGACCGGCUGAACGUGAGCGGGGAGGGGGAGGACGAUUCGAAAAUCAAAACUCUUACUGGAAAACAAGGAUCUGCCGGCGUAUUGUCAGAAACUGAUGUCCCUGAUGAAGACGGCUCACACACGCAGCGUCCUCCUGAGAAGCCAGGAAGGAAAAUGAGACAAGAGAGCCCUUUGACAUCAAUUUUAAGUGUGGAAGAGCCACCGAAAGAAGAGUCACAAUUGCUGCUCGCUAUUCGAUCUCCCUCUGGUCUGAGAUUUGAACAUCAUUUCAAGCCCACCGACACUCUCCAGACCAUCCUUGCUGUGGCGGAACAGAAAAUGUCAGUCAAAUACAAAUGCUGCAGCGUCGAGACGAUGGAAGUGCCCCGAAGGAGUUUCUCUGACCUUGCGAGGUCCCUCCACGAAUGUGGGAUUAGCCACAAGUCUGUGCUGUGCAUCCGACAGAAAGAUCAGCACGAUGCAGAUCUGUAGGCGCACAGAGACACCGCCGUGGGUCGUUUCACUGAGUGGGAUGUUACUUCUUCCGAAAAACUGAGUGCCUGAUGUUUCCUGGGCCUACUUCUUCAUCUUGCCAUUUCCCAAAGCUUCCCCUUGAAGCAGACUUGUGUCUAUGUGUUGAAAUAGUAUUUUCAGGGGAUAGACCUGCUACAUAAAUAGCAUCGUUUUUCACGUGUGCCAUCACAAAUCGCUUCCUGAGCGCCACCAACCUUUGACUUUUUUGGUUUUUUUGAAGUUGUCAAUUUUCUUCUUUGAAGACUGAAGUUUCCGAGACCUCUCCCCUUGUCCUUUUCUAUGCUUCAGGAAGGUCCCACUCUGGAGGACCAUCUUCAGUAGGUUAUCACCAUCCUAAACAUCUUCUUGAGAGUGACUGAAAAAAGAUCAAACCCAAAAACCAUCUGGAAGAAACAGUGAUAACAAGUUAAUGGAUUAUUGUGAAGUAUUAAAUUGCAAAAAUGAUGGUAAUAUACCUGUGAGGACUCAGCUCUUUCUGGAUAACCUCAAUGCAGCUUUUAAGAGUGUGACUACAUCGUCCUUUUGAGGACAAAUAGUUACUAUUUUGGCUGUAUUGGUGAGCAGCAGGAUUUUCUACGUAGUUAUUCUUCUCUCAUUCAACUCGUGUGAUCCAUAGGUAGGAAUAGAUGGAGAGUUAAGAUGGGAUGUUACAGAAUACUUCCAUUUAACACCUUUACACUGAAAUGAGUUAGCCUGAGAAAGCAAGUGCGGCUUUGAGAAUUUUUAAAUAAAAAUACAUUCAUUGGAUUUGAGUGAGGAAUUGGCUCAGGCAGUAGACCAUCUUUUACUAAACCAUCAUUAAAAAAGGCCAGUAGUGUAACUUGGCAGGUUUUAGAUAAAUACAAUGUGCUUGUGCUUAAAAAAAAAAAAUUUAAAAAAAUUUUUAAAAAAUCAUCAUCCAGGUUUGUAAUGGAAAUUCUUAUGGUUCAAAGGUUCAGUCUACUAAAAAAAUGGACCACUUGCCACACAGAUGAGCUAGUUCUAAUAUUUUGAGGUAAACCCAACUGUGCGUUUAACCAACUCAGAACGGUAGCAGAACCAGGACAGUAGCAGAAAGCCGGUGCCAGCGUUGAUCAAGAGGUAGCUCAUUCUAAAGCCAGUGCUCGGGGUCCAGCGGCUCUGUGAAACGGGUACCCGAUGAAAUCACUGCUGCAUGUGAUGGUAAUUGCACAGCAGCAAUCCCGGUGUCUUCAGGGAGACCAGGGUGUCAAAACGUUAUGGGUGCUUUUAAUCAAACCUCAGUGGGGAGGGAAGUAUUUCACUUGGGUUCAGGAACAGGACCUGUUUUCCAUGUUUAAUUCAGUGUUAGGUGGUUAAUUCUCUUCUUCUGAUUUUGUGUAUGCUAUGUUACUUCCACGUUUCAGAGUGUUUUCAUACUGUGUGGUAGUACAAUCAAUAAAACCUUCUAGGCUGAAA